AUGGCUCACGAUCCCGGCACAGUUCGGCCGCAGCCGCAGCCCUCCAGCUGCGGCGACAUUUCCCCUUCCCCCAAUAUCAACCCUAAAGACAAGGACCCCGAACAUGCAGUCCCUGCACCCCCCAUCGAAGACUACCCGCUCUCCCGCAUCGAACAGGUCUACCGCCGCCUCGACGCCCGCAUCCUCCCCGCCUUCUGGACCCUCUACUUCCUCGCGUCCGCCAUCCGCUCCAACAUCGGCAUCGCGCAGACCAUGAACCGGUCGGACGCCCACGACCUCGCCAGCGUCCUCCAUCUCUCUCCUAGAGACACCUCCACCGCGCUGGCGCUGUUUUAUGUCAGUUACGUCCUAUUCGAUCUGCCGAGUAACCUGGCCAUGUCGGCCCUCAGUCCGAGGGCUUGGAUGGCGCGGAUCGUGAUUGCGGUCGGCGUGGUGGGGACGUGCUUUGCCGCGGUGGAGCAGGCGUGGAGUCUGAAGCUAUUGCGCUUCUUGCUGGGCAUGGUGACCGCGGGGAUGUGGCCGGGUAUGGCGUAUUACUUGACUCUAUUUUACCCGCCGUCGAGGACGGGGAAGCGCAUCGGGAUGUACUACACCGCGGCGCAGGUCUCUGCCGCCGUGGUUGGGCUCGUGUCGGCCGGCUUCCAAAAGAUGGACGGGAUAGGGGGGAUCGUGGGGUUUAGGUGGAUGUUUCUCGUCUACGGCGUCGUUACGAUCGCCGUAGGCGUCAGCUUGUUGUGGUGGUUGCCCGAGCGGCCGUUGGCGCCCGGAGAGAAGAGGGAAGAGAGGAGGUGGUGGCUGCGGUGGUUGCCGCGCAGUCCGGAGGCGUUGAGGGGCGAGGAUGCCGUCGUGCAUUAUCAUGACUUGAGGAGGGUUUAUCAUGCAAGGAGGUGGACACUGAGGGAUUUGGAGUUGGUGUUGAUGGAUUGGAGGUUGUGGCCGCUGGUGCUGAUGUAUUUUGGUGUUGUGGGUGUUGGUAUCGGCACGCAGCUUUAUGGCAAUGUCAUCAUCUCUGCUAUCAAUCCCAACUUUACGGGCAUCGAGAUCAGUCUUCUGUUUGCCCCGAUCUGGAUGAUGGACCUCCUCGCCAUCCUCCUAAUCACCCCCAUCUCCGACCGCUUCCACCGGCACCGCGCACUCUUCUUCUCCUGCUCCGUCCUCAUCCAAAUCACCGGCCUGCUCACCGUAACCUUCGCCCUAUCCAACCAUUGGGCCCGCUACGGCGGUCUUCUCCUAGUCGGCUUCGGCCUGGGCCCCACGGUCCCCAUCACCAUGGCCUGGACGAGCGAAAUCUUCCAACGCCGCCACCGCGAGGUGGGCGUCGCCGCCGCGUCAGCCCUCGUCUCCGGACUAGGCAACCUCGGCAGCGUGACUACGACAUACGCGCUCUACACCGGCUGGCCUGAGGACGCCGCCAAGGGCCCGCAUCAGUUCCGGAAGAGUAACCUGACCAUGAUUGGGAUUUUGUGCAUGAGUAUCACGAGUAGUGUGGUCAUGGUGGUGUUGCUGAGGGUGUUUGGGAACGAGCCGAGCAAGAGGAUCAACAGUGGCACUUCUUCGACCGUGGACACGGACGAUGAGUACCAGGAUGGGGCGGCAAGGAGAGAGGUACACCAGAGGGGGUUUGAGGGGUUGUGGUGGUGGAGUAAGAAUUAA
Messenger RNA from Thermochaetoides thermophila DSM 1495, 1653 nucleotides. RefSeq lists its product as uncharacterized. Gene Ontology annotation, molecular function: solute:proton symporter activity; dethiobiotin transmembrane transporter activity; biotin transmembrane transporter activity. The coding region runs from base 1 to 1653 and encodes 550 amino acids. Gene Ontology annotation, cellular component: membrane. The record is from RefSeq and is a predicted model, not a curated record. Gene Ontology annotation, biological process: biotin import across plasma membrane. Lineage: Eukaryota; Fungi; Ascomycota; Sordariomycetes; Sordariales; Chaetomiaceae. The transcript has 2 exons.